UGACAGGUUUGCUUUGAACAUAUUGGAAACGUUUUGAAGUUUUAUAAGUAGGAUGAGCAGAAUUAUAUGACCGUUCUGUUAGUUUACUAUAAACCCAUAUAUAUUUGUUUUGACCCAGUGUUUGAUUGCUGAUUCAAGUCGAAUUUGAGUAUUAAAUCGUGCACGAUGGCGGAGCGAGGAGCACAUCUGACCACAGCUGGAGGAGAAGGCAGACCCUCGAUCUUUGAAGUUUUAUCUCAGGACAUUUUGAUGAGUGCGGUUAAACCUGCACUUCAGCACGCCGUUAAAAUCCUGGCUGAGUCCAACCCUGCCCGAUAUGGAGUCCUCUGGAGGAAAUUCGAUGAGAUCUACGGCGUUCUUGACCUUCUGCUGCAGCACCACUUCUUGCUGCGCACCAGCGCCUCCUUUUCUGAGAACUUCUACGGGCUAAAGCGCGUGGCUCCAGAUGUCAACAGACGCGCCCAUCACGGCCUCGGCCGCAGGCGCCAUGCGCGCUCUCUGCUCCUCUUAGUACUCCUUCCUUACCUCCGAACCAAACUCGAGAAGGUGCUGGCUCGCCAGAGAGACGAGGACGACUUCUCGAUAAGGAUGCCCCAGUCCCUUGCUCAGAAGAUGUACAGAGCCUUCUUGGCAGCUUAUCCGUACGUUUGUAUGGCGUGGGACGGCUGGAGUUUUUGCCAUCAUUUGCUGUAUAUUUUCGGCAAUGCACGCACACAUUCGCCCCUGCUGUGGUUGGCGGGAGUCAAAUUGUCUUAUCUGACAGCUCAGGAUAUUCGUGACAUGGAUCUAAAGCCGGUGAGGCAAGCACUGGGCUCUAGCCAAAGCUUUGGAGAACGCCUGCAGCACAUGUUUUCCACGGUGCUUGGCAGUGUAGCCGUAACCCUCUCCACUAGUCUCUCGAUGGGAGUGUUUUUCCUGCAGUUCUUGGAGUGGUGGUACUCAUCGGAGAACCAGACCACUAUGAAGUCUCUCACCUCUCUGCCCACACCUCCGCCCCCGCUUCAUCUGGAGGACCAGAACGCUGCAGCGGCAUCCGGCAAAAUCUGCCCGCUCUGCAGGAAAGUGCGCAGUAACGACACGGCCCUGGCCACCUCCGGCUACGUUUUCUGUUACCGCUGUGUUUAUACGUAUGUAAAAACUAACCACAGGUGUCCGCUAACCGGCUACCCGUCGGAACUGCAGCAUCUAAUUAAGAUCUAUUCUCCAGAGGCAUAGAGCAAACUGAUUAUAUUAAACUGAUAAACAUAUGCUGGGAAAUUGACUUUAUAGUCAGAUAUCUCAUUUGACUCAACUUACCAAAUGCCACAUUGCCAUUUGAAUAAUUUUAAUAAUAAUAAUUCUAAUAAUAAAAACUGGGCAAAUUUUUGUGGUAUUAUGACCAAUGGUUGUACUUCUUUAAAUAAUUAUGGCAAAAAUUGUUUAGCAAAAUACCUGUACUUACCCUAAAUUACCCUAACUCAAUCAGAAAGGUACUACACAUGUGCACUGACAAAAACACUAAGCAUCCCUUUGUGCACUGUCUGUUAUUCUGAUAAUUUAAUUUGGGUUAUAAUGUAAUUUAUCAAGGAUUGAACUGACUGUCACCUUGCACCUACAGGGUCCGGGUUUGAUUCCCAUCUGUGUGUGCAUGGAGUUUGUAUGUUCUCCGCGCUUGGUGGGUUUCCUCCCACAGUCCAAAGACAUGCCGAUUAGACUAUUUGGCAUUCCCAAAUUGCCCACAGCGUGUGAAUGAGAGUGUGAGUGUGU
This is a messenger RNA of Clarias gariepinus (North African catfish), 1746 nucleotides long. RefSeq names its product peroxisomal biogenesis factor 12 (gene pex12). The coding region runs from base 166 to 1215 and encodes 349 amino acids. Lineage: Eukaryota; Metazoa; Chordata; Actinopteri; Siluriformes; Clariidae. Gene Ontology annotation, cellular component: peroxisomal importomer complex; peroxisomal membrane. The transcript has 3 exons. Gene Ontology annotation, molecular function: zinc ion binding; ubiquitin-protein transferase activity; protein binding. The record is from RefSeq and is a predicted model, not a curated record. Gene Ontology annotation, biological process: protein import into peroxisome matrix; protein monoubiquitination.